Messenger RNA from Achroia grisella, 5931 nucleotides. It is a transcript of the gene shi, whose product is annotated as dynamin. Gene Ontology annotation, cellular component: plasma membrane; microtubule; synapse. The coding region runs from base 149 to 2884 and encodes 911 amino acids. The record is from RefSeq and is a predicted model, not a curated record. NCBI's taxonomy places the organism in Eukaryota, Metazoa, Arthropoda, Insecta, Lepidoptera, Pyralidae. The transcript has 18 exons. Gene Ontology annotation, biological process: receptor-mediated endocytosis. Gene Ontology annotation, molecular function: GTPase activity; microtubule binding; GTP binding.
UUAGCUAUCGAAACUGGAAAGUUGAAUUGAAACAAUUACCCACCACCAUAUUGAAAAAUAAAUUAGUUUAUCAAUCAAUUAUGAACUGAUCAUGAGCUAGUGUUAUAGUGUUUUAUUAAGUGUAAACAAUAUAUAUACAUGAUUAAAAAUGGCUGGAAAUUUUGGAAUGCAGCAACUGAUUCCUAUUGUAAACAAAUUACAAGAUGCAUUCGUUCAGAUGGGCGUCCACAUGUCCCUAGACCUUCCACAAAUUGCAGUUGUGGGUGGUCAGUCCGCUGGAAAAAGUUCGGUAUUAGAAAAUUUUGUUGGCAGGGAUUUUUUACCUCGGGGCUCUGGAAUAGUAACACGUCGGCCCUUGAUCCUCCAACUCAUAAAUGCUAAUGCAGAAUAUGCGGAGUUUCUUCAUUGCAAGGGGAAGAAGUUUGUGGAUUUCAAUGAGGUGCGCGGUGAGAUUGAAGCGGAGACUGACCGCAUCACCGGUUCCAAUAAAGGGAUAUCGCCAGUACCCAUCAACUUGCGAGUCUACUCGCCUAAUGUACUCAACUUGACGCUGAUCGACUUGCCGGGCCUGACGAAGGUCCCGAUUGGUGAUCAACCGGCUGACAUCGAGCAGCAAAUUAAAGGGAUGAUCUUCCAAUUCAUCCGCCGUGAAUCAUGUCUCAUUUUAGCCGUUACGCCUGCUAACACUGAUUUGGCUAACAGUGAUGCCCUGAAACUUGCCAAAGAAGUUGACCCUCAAGGUCUACGAACAAUCGGCGUCAUAACUAAAUUAGAUUUGAUGGACGAAGGCACGGAUGCACGUGAUGUACUCGAAAACAAGUUGCUGCCUCUUCGGCGCGGGUACAUUGGCGUCGUCAACCGCUCCCAGAAGGACAUUGAUGGAAGGAAGGAUAUCCAAGCCGCCCUUGCUGCUGAGAGGAAAUUUUUCCUCAGUCAUCCAUCCUACCGACACAUCGCUGAACGGCUCGGCACACCGUACCUGCAGCGCGUUCUGAACCAGCAACUCACGAAUCAUAUUCGUGACACACUCCCCGGCCUUCGAGACAAACUCCAGAAGCAGCUGUUGACUCUCGAGAAAGAUGUGGACCAGUACAAACACUUCCGGCCAGAUGAUCCCUCUAUCAAAACCAAGGCUAUGUUACAAAUGAUUCAACAACUACAAACAGACUUUGAACGCACUAUUGAAGGAUCUGGGUCGGCUCAGAUUAAUACAAACGAACUCUCGGGUGGUGCGAAGAUCAAUCGCCUCUUCCAUGAAAGGUUUCCAUUCGAAGUCGUCAAGAUGGAAUUUGAUGAGAAGGAAUUACGUAGGGAGAUUGCUUUUGCUAUCCGAAAUAUUCACGGUAUUAGGGUGGGUCUGUUCACUCCGGACAUGGCUUUCGAGGCGAUAGUAAAGAAGCAGAUUGGCCGACUAAAGGAGCCUUGUCUCAAGUGCGUUGAUCUGGUCGUCCAGGAGCUCUCCAAUGUCGUCCGAGUUUGUACUGAAAGGAUGUCCCGUUAUCCGCGUUUGCGAGAAGAAACGGAACGUAUUAUAAUGUCGCACGUGCGCUCUCGUGAAUCGAAAUGCAAAGAUCAGUUAGUGUUACUUAUUGACUGCGAGCUCGCUUACAUGAAUACUAACCAUGAGGAUUUCAUCGGGUUCGCUAAUGCCCAGAAUCAAUCGGAGAAUUCUGCUAAAUCGGGACACCGCGCUCUCGGCAACCAAGUAAUCAGGAAAGGAUAUAUGUGCAUACACAAUUUGGGUAUUAUGAAAGGUGGUUCCCGGGACUACUGGUUUGUGUUGACAUCCGAAAAUAUCUCCUGGUUCAAGGACGAGGAGGAGCGUGAAAAGAAGUACAUGUUAUCAUUAGAUAGUCUCAAGUUGCGGGACCUUGAACAAGGCUUCAUGUCGCGGCGGCAUAUGUUCGCCCUAUUCAAUGCAGAGGGCAGGAAUGUCUACAAGGAUUAUAAGCAGCUCGAGUUAUCUUGCGAGAACCAAGAUGACGUUGACUCUUGGAAAGCGUCAUUCCUUCGCGCUGGCGUCUACCCUGAGAAGACCUCGGAAGCAGCUAAUGGUGACGAGAGUGAAGGAUCGGAGAGCUCUGACAGUGCCGUUACAAGUAGCAUGGAUCCGCAGCUCGAGCGGCAAGUGGAGACCAUAAGGAAUUUGGUCGACUCCUACAUGCGCAUAGUCACAAAGACAACGAGGGAUCUUGUGCCCAAAACUAUCAUGAUGCUUAUUAUUAAUAACGCCAAAGAUUUCAUCAACGGAGAGUUGUUAGCACAUCUAUAUGCUUCUGGCGAUCAGUCGCAAAUGAUGGAGGAGUCCCCCGAGGAGGCUCAGAAGCGCGAGGAGAUGCUGCGCAUGUACCACGCGUGCAAGGAGGCACUACAUAUAAUCGGGGACGUGUCGAUGGCGACGGUGAGCACGCCCGUGCCGCCGCCCGUCAAGAACGAUUGGCUCGAGAGUCGUCUCGAAUCCAACCUCUCGCCGCCCUCGCCCGGCGGCAUGCGCCGCGCCGCUCCCGCACAACAAGGAUCGCUUGGUCAGCGUGGGGCUCCGCCACCGCCCGGCGCAGGCACCGGUCGGCCGGCGCCGCCGCUGCCGUCGCGGCCCGGCGGCGCGGCCCCCCCGCCGCCCGCCUCGCGCCCCGGGCCCGCCGCCGGCCUGCCCGCGCCGCUCAUACCCACGCGGCCGGGCGGCGGGGGUGCAGCGGGAGCGGCGAUGGGCGCCAUGAACCAGAUGCCGCCGCACAUGAGGCAGCAGGUGAACCAGGCCGUCGGGCAGGCCGUCACCAACGCAGCCAUCAACGAACUCAGCUCCGCCUUCGCAAGAUUCAACCGCCCAGUGCCGAACGUGCCUCCCAAGCUGCCCGAUCGACCACAGAAUGGACGACCAUUCUGAACGCGCUCUCCUGCCGUCGCAAUGGUAUAAUUAGUUGUAUUGUAAAUAAUUAUCUCCUAUUAAUUUGUAUAUCGCUAUAAUUUUAUUUAAUGCUUAGAAUCCACAAGAAUUUUAUUGGUAAUUUUAAUUUCUGUCUGAUUUACAGUGAAACUAUUUAUGAUCUUAUUCUUAAGAUGUAAAUAUAUAUUUAUUUGGAAAAGUACGUGCUUCUGUAUACAAUUUAAUUAUAGAGUAAUUGGUUGUCUAGCAACUGCAAUACGGGUGGCAUUACAAUUACAUCAUUAUUUCUGUCUAUUUUGUAUCAUUUUGUAGUAAUACUUUAUUACUAUCCAAAAUGUCACUUACUUGAUAAUAUAUUAUACAUCGCACUUUUAAUGGAAAUUGAAUGUUUUUAAUUCAGUUUUGUUUAUUUCUACACAUUAUGUUACUAAUGGUGGUAUUCUGUAUGUAUACAGUAGUCAAAAUAAUACCUAGACAUUAAUAUUAAUACAUAGACACAACUGCCGUUUUGUAAUUAAUAGUACAAUGAAGGCAACUUAAUAUUCUACUACAAGGUGCAGCAAUAUAUGUAACUUAAUCUAUAAUAAAUAUAUAUAUUUGGAAAUACUAUAACCAAUUUGUAAACAUAAGGGUGUAAUUAAAUGGAAUCCUAUGUGCAUUUCGGCUGCACAUGGAUUUAGACAUUCACAGCAAUAGAAAUGUCGUCGUCAUUAAAAAUAUAGCGCUAGUGAUGUUGUUGAUCUUAUAUCUAAGAUCAGUGUUCAAAGAACAAUGACUAAAUUAGUGUUACUCAUAAAUUUGUAUAAAAUAUUGCAUAUGUCAUGGAUUACCAAAAAUAUCCUUACUUAUGUUAUAUACUCGUGAGUUUAUUUAAAGUUUUAAGGUCUUGACAAAUUGCCAUGAAAUUUGGGGUUAAUGCGUGGUUCAUAUCUGUGUUGUAUAUUAACCUAAUUAUUAUAUAUAAUAAAAAAGAUAUUAAUGCAAAUUGACCUAAGAUAAGCAUUAAUUUAGUCAUUGUCAUUUUUACUGUUAAAAUUGGAUAUCAAACCAAAAAAAUUGUAUGUCGCUCCCGGUAUAUAAUCAUAAGUACCUAUAUAUGUGUAAAUUUACCACCGCUGUUAAUUUCUUCUUUUAUAUAAAAAAAAAUACUUUUAAUGUGUAUUGGUAAACAAUUUGAUGGUUUUCUAUGAAACCAUGACAUUGAAUCUUAAAUGGUACGGCUUGUACCAUUUAGGAUUAAUUUACCCCUUCCAGGUAUAAUAUUUAAAUAAAUUUAAACAUUAAAAUUGUUUACACCAGUUCAUUAUUAAAUACCAUGUAGAGUAUUUUUUUUAUAACGCAAGCUAAAUGUGGUAGCAAAUAUUCUAAUAAUUGUACAAAUAUGAAUAAAAAAGACCACGCGCAUUAAAUGUAAUAUAUAUAUGUAUAUAUAUAAUUAUUAUUAUAUAAAUUAUAUGUAACUAUUAACAAUAACAUCAGCAAAAUAUAGUGUUAACGUGACAAUAGCUAAUGGGAAUGGAUUUAACAAUAUCGUUGUUGUAUUAAUGAAACUUAUAUUAUUUGUAGUAGGUGUGUAAUGGACACGAUACGAUUAUAAUCUAAAAUCCAAUAAUAGUGUUCAUAAAACUUACAGUUUUCUGCAAGGCCCGAGUCGAGACAAUUCCGCUUGUCUUGAUUUUUUUACUUUUUUUACCUUUAUCACUGAAAACUCUAGUUUUCAGUGAUAAAGCUAGAAAAAAGUAGCUGGUGAUGAUUAAAAAUAACAAUUAUUGUCAAACUUAAUCCUUAAUAGAAUUAUAAACAUGGCAUUUUAUCACGUGAUGGUGAUCGAUCUCCUUUUGAUCGCUCCUCUGUCAUGAAAUUUCGACUGACGAUGACGGCCGACGUUUAAAUUCUUAGCGGUAACUGAACUCAGACUGAAGUCGUGUCGCUCAGACAUAUUUUUACACAGUGAAACUGCAAGGCCUGUUAUAAUUAGAGAAGAACAGCAUUACCAUAGUUCGUAUGAAUUUAAAAAAUAUACUUGAUCGAGCGGUAACUUUUCUUAAAAACUGUCUCAUGUUCCGUAUUUCCUGCCCUGGUAAAGGUGCAGACUUUAUUGAAUACUUUAGCUCGUUUUUCUAUAUUUAUAAACGUUUCGCGUUACACCUUAUAUGAUAUUGGUAGAAAUUAAUAUUGUAAAUCACUGUUCCUUGUUAUUAUGUAUCGUGCAUCACAACUAAACGAGUAUUUGAAUGGUGUGUAUAGUUAUGAAGUCCGACUGAUAUUGUGAUAGAAUUAUAGAAUGCUUGUGAUAGGUGCUUAAGUUUUGACAAGCGCCUUCUACGAGAUUGUAACUUUUAAUAUAAUCGUGUUAUUGUGCAUUUAGUGUUCUGGUCUGGCGUGUGAAUGUUGUUCAUUUAAUUUGUAGAUAAUUUGCAAAUGUGUAGGGUAUCCUUUGGUCUAUUGGAUUGAGCAAUAAUUACAGACGUGGUUUCACAGUGAGAAUAUAGAGAUUAUAACAAUCUGAAGACAUACGGCGGAAUUUAUAUUAUUCUUCUGUAUAAAUACCUUCAUACAUUUUAGAAACAAUAAAAAAAAUUGAAAUCUAAACUGUUGUAUAUCACGUCUCUUUACAUAAUGUGUAAAGUUGUAUGUGACAUACCUAUACAGCAUAUGCCUCUUAUGACUCGCCUUUAGGUCUCUACGUCUAAGUAUUAUAUUGUCAUCAUAGUUAUAUUAAGUACUAUCUUGUUUCCUUCACAAUAAAAUGCUAUAAUGCUAUCCUAUCGACUUGUGUCCUGCAUGACAGACCAGUUGAAGGCAAGAGGUAGGAUGGUGUUAUGUACAUAAUCUAGUGAGUAAAAGCUCCUACCAUCUAGUAAGUUAAUCUUACAAAAUUACUUUUGCAGAUAUUGUUGCAUAAGUGAUAUGUAAGUUUAUAAUUAUUUUUAUACAUUCCCAAAGCUCCAAUUCACACGCCGGCUCUAUGUGUAUAUACAUGUAUAAAACAAUGUAAUAUGGAUGGACCUGUUUAUACUUUGUGUACUGUUGUAUGCAACAAUAAA